ACCUAUUGUCAAACAGAAAUAAAGAUCCUGGCGCCAAAAACAGAACUUCUCCGUACGAUUUGAUCAACAUUUAGUUAACAUUAAGUCUUAAUGAAUUAAAAUGGCAACACAGAAACGUAAAAACGAUUAUCCUAGCGCAGCCUCGAAGAAAUUCAAAAAUGAUACCUUUUUACGUCCUCCAGUGGGCAAAUUGGACCCCGGUCAAACCCUCAUAUUUCAAGAAUUGGAACUGGACUUUUACAUUGGAAAUGUCUACAUGGGUAUGCCAGGUGCACAGACUGGUAUGGUACCAAUUAUGAGGAUGUUCGGAGUGAAUAAGGAAGGAAACAGUGUCUGCUGCCAUAUCCACGGAUUUUCGCCUUAUUUUUAUGUGAACUUGCCAGAUUCUUUCAAAGAGUCAGAGCUGGGAGCUUUUAAAAACAAAUUGAAUGAUGCUCUACUUGCUGACAUUAGAGGAGGCAAUAAAGAAAAUAUAUCUGAAGCUUGUUUGAUGGUUGAGAUUAUUAAGGGCAAAUCAUUGGUAGAAUACACUGGAGAAGACGAUAUGACCUUUGCCAAGAUAACUGUGGCUCUUCCUAAGUUUAUACCAGCUGCCAAAAGGCUGCUGACUACACAAAUUGUAUAUGAACCUUUGCAGAAUCAUGUGUUCUCUAUAUUUGAAGCCAAUGUGGACAUUGAAACAAGAUUUAUGGUGGACCGAAACAUUCUGGGUUGCUGUUGGAUAGAAAUUCCCGGAAACAAAUGGCAUCUGAGGACGGAAACCUCCACAUUCCCUAUCACCUCGCGCUGUCAAAUCGAAAUCGACGUGUCGUUCGAAGACUUCAUCGCCCACGAUCCCGAGGAUGGCGACUGGGCGGCGGUGGCACCCUUCCGCAUUCACAGCUUCGAUAUCGAAUGCGCCGGCCGCAAGGGCGUCUUCCCUGAACCGAAUGUCGAUCCGAUCAUCCAAAUAGCUAACGUCGUCAAGCUCCAUGGCCAAGAGGACGAUGUGGUCGCCAGGAAUGUGUUCACGUUGAAGUCCUGCGCGCCCAUCGGACACGCGGAGGUCAGGAGCUUUGACAAGGAGGAGGAUAUGUUAAAUGCCUGGGCAGAUUUCUUGCGGGACAUCGAUCCUGACAUUUUGACGGGGUACAACAUCAAUAAUUUUGAUUUUCCGUUCCUUUUGGACAGAGCAAAACAUCUUAAGUUGUCACAGUUUGAUUAUUUGAGCAGAAUUUUAAAUGUGAAGUCAGUUGUGAAGGAAACAGUCACCCAAACGAAAAUUGGUAAGAGAACAUACAAAACAAUUAACUUUGAAGGCAGAGUACCUUAUGAUAUGUACCUGAUCAUGAAAAGGGAUUUCAAACUCAGGUCAUACACAUUAAACAGCGUCUGUACUGAAAUUUUGAGUGAACAAAAGGAAGAUGUACAUUAUAGUAUUAUUACGGACCUUCAAAACGGCGAUGAACAAACCCGAAGGAGAUUGGCGGUUUAUUGCCUGAAAGACGCCGAAUUGCCCCUAAGAUUAUUGCGAGCUGUUCAAAGUUUUACCAAUGAUGUGGAAAUGGCCAGAGUAACAGGCGUCCCCAUUACCAGUUUAAUCACCAAAGGAGAACAAGUCAAAGUUGUCGCCCAACUGUUACGACACGCUCGGCAACAUAAUUACUUCAUGCCAACACACCAAGGUGCACCAAGCUCUGAACAAUAUGAAGGCGCAACAGUCAUAGAACCCAUCAGAGGCUACUACACAGAACCAAUAGCUACUCUCGAUUUCAGUUCGCUGUAUCCCAGUAUCAUGAUAGCACACAACCUGUGCUACACCACCCUACUUAGGGAGCCCAUGAGGCAAAAACUGGGUUUGACGAGCGACCAAGUAACUCACACGCCGGCCGACUGUAUGUUUGUCAAGUCCACCGUGAGGCCAGGGUUGUUACCACACAUCUUGCAGCAUUUAUUGGGCGCCAGAAAGAAGGCGAAGGCACUUCUUAAAAACGAGACUGAUCCGAUGAUGAAGACGGUGUUGAACGGUCGACAGUUGGCUUAUAAAAUAUCGGCCAAUUCUGUCUACGGUUUUACCGGAGCACAAGUGGGAAAGUUACCCUGUUUGGAGAUUUCAGGCAGUGUGACAGCAUACGGUCGUACAAUGAUAGAAAAAACAAAGCAAGAGGUUGAGCAACACUACCGCAUAGAAAACGGCUACAAAAAUGAUGCCAAAGUAAUUUACGGUGAUACGGAUUCUGUGAUGGUUAAUUUUAAGGCAAAAACUCUGGAAGAAAGUAUGCAACUAGGUCGAGAAGCCGCUGAAUUGAUCAGUGCUAAAUUUAUAAAACCAAUUAAGCUAGAAUUUGAAAAGGUGUACUGUCCGUAUUUGUUGAUUAAUAAAAAACGUUAUGCUGGUCUUUACUUUACCAAUCCAGAAAAAUACGAUAAAAUGGACUGUAAAGGUAUUGAAACUGUCAGAAGAGAUAACUGCACCUUAGUUGUUGAUGUUAUUAAUACAUGUCUACAAAAAUUGCUAAUUGACAAGGACCCAGAUGGUGCAGUCAGUUAUACUAAGUUGGUGAUUGCUGAUUUGCUACAAAACAACGUGGACAUUUCCAAAUUAGUUAUAACCAAAGAAUUAACAAAGAACGAUUAUGCAGCUAAACAGGCUCACGUGGAAUUAGCUAAGAAAAUGACUAAAAGAGAUCCAGGAAAUGCGCCAAAACUUGGUGACAGAAUACCUUAUGUAAUAGUAGCUGGAGCCAAAAACGCCAAAGCUUUUGAAAAAGCUGAAGAUCCAAUUUAUGUGUUGGAGAAUAACAUACCAAUUGACGCCACGUAUUAUUUGGAGAACCAAAUUUCUAAACCUCUUAUCAGGAUUUUCGAACCAGUUUUGGGUGACAACACCGAAUCUAUUCUGUUGCGUGGAGAACAUACGAGGAGCAAGGCGAAAGUGACAUCAAAGGUGGGAGCCUUGGCUGCCUUCACCCAAAAAAAAGAAACUUGCAUAGGUUGUAAGUCUGUUUUGUCCAAAGAUUAUGAAAAAGAAGCGGUUUGUGCCUAUUGCAAACCUAAAGAGGCGUCAAUAUACCAACAAGAGCUCAGCCAUCACCGGAUGUUGGAAGACAGAUUUGCUGAACUUUUUACAGAAUGCCAAAGAUGCCAAGGUUCACUUCACGAGGAAAUUUUGUGUACCAGCAGAGAUUGUCCCAUUUUCUACAUUAGAAAGAAAGUGCAGGUUGAGUUGCAGGCCACCAAAAACAAAAUUGCUAGAUUUGGAGAGCCCAUAAUUGAAGAGGAUUUGUUUUAAAGUCCUCAUAUAUUGUUCUAUUUUUUAUACGUUACUUAUAAAUCAUUUGUAUUUUGUUUGUAAACAAUUUUGAGUUUUGUGUAUUUUACAAAAUGUUAAAUUAAACUUUCUUUAUAAUAUAAAAGAGUUUUUAUUUACCACCUUU
Aethina tumida (small hive beetle) is the source of this 3416-nucleotide messenger RNA. RefSeq names its product DNA polymerase delta catalytic subunit (gene PolD1). Gene Ontology annotation, molecular function: DNA-directed DNA polymerase activity; 3'-5'-DNA exonuclease activity; nucleotide binding. The transcript has 13 exons. NCBI's taxonomy places the organism in Eukaryota, Metazoa, Arthropoda, Insecta, Coleoptera, Nitidulidae. The record is from RefSeq and is a predicted model, not a curated record. Bases 101 to 3271 code for a protein of 1056 amino acids. Gene Ontology annotation, biological process: nucleotide-excision repair, DNA gap filling; DNA-templated DNA replication; DNA replication proofreading. Gene Ontology annotation, cellular component: delta DNA polymerase complex.